AUGGGAGGUGCCAGGUCUAGCCAUGGCGCUGCCUCCCCAGCUGCCAGCGAGCUGCUGAAGAAAGGGAUACAGGGACCAAACUGUGAUUUUCAAGGCAAUGACAAACUAGAGGCAGGUAACAAAGAGGAUCCAGGUUUCUCUUCAGUGAUUCAUGACAAGCUCCAAGUUCCCAAUACCAUUCGUAAGGCGUGGAACGAGAAGGACAACAGAUGUGACGUUUGUGCCACACACCUGAACCAGUUGAAGCAAGAGGCCAUUCAGAUGGUGCUGACCUUAGAACAAGCUGCCAACUCAGAACAUUAUGAUGCCUCACCAGGCUCUCCCCCACCUCUCUCCAAUAACCCCACAUUAGUGAGUCCCCGGCACAUGGGCAGCCUGCAGCCCAGGGACUGGGCGUACAUGCCAGCUCCUUAUGCUACAUCUAAUUAUACAGGCUUUGUUGCCAACAAACACAUUGGCAAACCCAGCAGUCUAGGAAUUGUCAAUGGGGUGGAGAAGAAAAAUGGCUCUCCUGGACACCAAGCCAAGGUCAGCUUUCAGAUGGCCACCAGCCCCAGCAACGGUAAUGUUCUCAACUCUGUGGCAAUCCAGGCUCAUCAGUACCUUGACGGCACCUGGUCUUUGUCAAGAACGAAUGGCGUCACUCUAUAUCCCUACCAAAUAUCUCAGCUUAUGACAGAGACUAGUCGAGAGGGCCUGACUGAAGCAGCGUUGAACCGCUACAAUGCAGAUAAACCCUCCUUGUACAGCUUCCCUGCUUCCCAGAGCACAUAUGUUGCCAGUGAAGUAUCCACAGGCACCUCGGUGGCAGCAUCAUUUUUUGCCAGAGCUGCUCAGAAACUGAACCUGUCUUCCAAGAAGAAGAAACACAGGCCUUCUGCAUCAUCUGUUCCUGAAUCUCCCCUCUUCUCCACUAGCUUCAGCAGUAUUCUUCAGACUUCCCCACCCCCUGCACCACCGUGUUUGUUGAGGGCAGUCAGCAAAGUGAAAGACACCCCUGGUUUGGGCAAGGUCAAAGUCAUGGUGCGCAUUUCUUCCACACUUGCCAGAGACAUGUCUGAGUCCAGCUCUUUCUUAAAAGUUGACCCCCGCAAGAAGCAAAUCACGCUGUAUGACCCGUUGGCCUGUGGAGGUCAGAAUGCUUUCCAGAAAAGGGGCAACCAGGUUCCACCCAAGAUGUUUGCUUUUGAUGCAGUUUUCCCCCAAGAUGCAUCACAGGCUGAAGUAUGUGCUGGGACUGUGGCUGAGGUGAUCCAGUCUGUUGUCAAUGGGGCAGAUGGCUGUGUGUUCUGCUUUGGCCAUGCCAAGCUUGGGAAGUCAUACACCAUGAUCGGGAAGGAUGAUUCCAUGCAAAACCUUGGCAUAAUCCCUUGUGCCAUCUCUUGGCUCUUCAAGUUGAUUAAUGAACGCAAAGAGAAGACAGGAGCCCGCUUCUCAGUCCGAAUUUCUGCAGUUGAAGUGUGGGGGAAAGAAGAAAAUCUGAGAGACCUAUUGUCAGAAGUGGCUACAGGCAGCCUGCAAGAUGGCCAGUCUCCAGGUGUCUACCUUUGUGAGGACCCCAUUUGUGGCAUGCAGCUUCAGAAUCAGAGUGAGCUCCGUGCCCCUACAGCGGAGAAGGCUGCCUUCUUCCUUGAUGCCGCCAUUGCCUCACGUCGCAGCAGCCAGCGGGACUGUGACGAGGAGGAUCACCGCAACUCCCACAUGCUCUUCACUCUGCACAUCUACCAGUACCGCAUGGAGAAGAGCGGCAAAGGAGGAAUGUCUGGAGGUCGCAGCCGCUUGCACCUUAUUGACCUGGGUAGCUGUGUGAAAGUGCUCAGCAAAAACCGGGAGGGAAGCUCUGGCCUCUGUCUCUCACUGUCAGCACUGGGGAACGUCAUCCUCGCCCUCGUCAAUGGAAGCAAACACAUCCCAUACAAAGACAGCAAGCUCACCAUGUUGCUUCGGGAGUCCUUGGGGAAUAUGAACUGCCGCACCACAAUGAUAGCUCACAUUUCAGCCGCUGCGGGGAACUACGCUGAGACACUGUCCACCAUCCAGAUUGCAUCAAGGGUCCUCAGGAUGAAGAAAAAGAAAACUAAGUACACAUCGAGUUCUUCUGGAGGAGAGAGCUCUUGUGAGGAGGGCAGGAUGCGGAGGCCAACCCAGCUGAGGCCUUUCCAUUCUAGGAACACCGUUGACCCAGACUUCCCUAUUUUGCAUUUAUCAAGUGAUCCUGAUUAUUCAUCCAGCAGUGAGCAGUCGUGUGACACGGUGAUUUAUGUUGGCCCCAAUGGCACUGCCCUUUCUGAUAAGGAACUGACAGAUAAUGAGGGUCCCCCUGACUUUGUUCCCAUAGUUCCUGCUCUGCAAAAGACAAAAAACGAGGGCAGGUUGGAGGAAGUUAAUGAAUCAGGGCCCAGCACAUCUGAAAGAGACUGCCUGAAGUGCAACACCUUUGCAGAGCUCCAGGAGAGGCUGGAUUGCAUAGAUGGUAGUGAAGAGACGGACAAAUUUCCCUUUGAAGAGAUGCCUGCUCAAUUUAGCUCAGACCAGAUGUCUAAGUGCUCUGUCUCAAGCCAGCUGGCAGAGCUUAGCCACUUACCAGAGUCAGAUAAGGAAGAUACGAUGCCAGAAUGUCAGCAUCCUGAAAGAGAAGCCAAGGAAAAUAUAAAUGCAACACCCAGCAAAACUAAAAGAAAUCAUUCCCCUGUUCCUUCUGGAGCUCUUACUAAUGUUUCAACUCCUUCUUCUCCCAGGAGUGUAACAGGCAGCUCUAGUAAAGAGCUUAGCUCUUGUCAGUUAGUACACAGCACCAGCUUGCAGAGCAGCAGAGAAAGUCUCAACACCUGUGGAUUUGUAGAAGGCAAACCUCGACCAAUGGGUUCACCCCGGCUUGGCAUCGCGAGCCUCUCGAAGACAUCUGAGUACAAGCCACCAACUUCUCCUUCCCAGAGGUGCAAGGUCUAUACACAGAAAGGAGUCCUGCCCAGCUCCACUCCCCCACCAGCUCCCCUGAGUAAGGAUACUGGGAUGACAUCUAGUGAAUCUUUACUGCAGCCAGAAAUCCGGACCCCACCUGUAGGCAUGAGCCCUCAGAUCAUGAAGAAGCCAGUAUCCUCCAGCAAUGGGGAUUUCGAAGAGACUGUUCUUGAUGAAGAUCGGCAACAAAGCAUUUCGCCAGAAUCCAAGAAGGAGAUUCUGAGCACCACCAUGGUGACUGUGCAGCAGCCGUUAGAGCUGAAUGGAGAGGAUGAGCUGGUGUUCACCCUUGUAGAAGAGCUAACCAUCAGCGGGGUCCUUGACAACGGGCGCCCAACAAGUAUCAUCAGUUUUAACAGUGACUGCUCUGUUCAGGCUUUGGCCUCUGGGUCUAGGCCAGUCAGUAUCAUCAGCAGCAUAUCUGAAGACCUCGAAUGUUACUCCAGUGCAGCUCCUGUGUCUGAAGUCAGCAUCACACAGUUCCUUCCACUUCCAAAGUUGGGUCUGGAUGACAAAUCCCAGGAUGAUGGCAGCAGGCGCUCAUCUAUCAGCUCAUGGUUGAGUGAAAUGAGCACAGGGAGUGAUGGUGAACAGUCGUGCCACAGCUUCAUAGCCCAGGCAUGCUAUGGGCAUGGGGAAGCAAUGGCGGAACCCCCUGUCUCCGAGUUUGCGAGCACCAUACAAAGUGCCAGCAUGAUUUGUGUAAGUGACAAACAGAAGCCAGUGUCUGACAACAUGCUUAUACUAUCAGAAAUGGGGGAGGAAGCUUUCGGCAAAGUGCCACCCAUCAAAGGCUGUAAAAUAUCAGCUCUAGGGAAAACUACUGUCACAAUCAAAAACACUGCAAGCCUCAGCAGCUGUGAAGGCUACAUCCCAAUGAAGACAAACAUUACUGUGUAUCCAUGUAUUGCCGUUAAUCCCUUCAAAGCACAAGACACUGAUGACACUGUACCGGCAGUAACUGCAGACCCAAAGGUUGCUCAUCCCCAUGAUGGGAAAGAAUCCAGUGCUAAGAAGGAUAUCAAAUUUGAAGAUCCUUGGCUGAAGAGAGAAGAAGAUGUAAAAAAAGACAGCUCUGGCAGCAGUGAUGGGUCAAGGCCUGACACGGCCACUGUUUCAGCCAAGCCUGAGCACAGCACAAAGCAGUACUCAGCAGACAGGUUUAGCAGCAGCAGUGGGGACACCUCUAUCUCCCCAGGAUCUGACAGUCUAAAGAGGAUUGUGGAUGGGUGUGAGGUGGCAGUAUCUGGCUGUGCAACCCAAAGCCCUGUUCACUCCAGUGAUGGCUUGAAGAAUGGCAGUCUCCCUCGAGGGCUCCCAAAGGCAAGCAAGCCAGAGGAGCCUGACAGUCACCUCCAUCCUACUGCCAUGGACACCAGUGGAGUCAGCUCUCCUGCGCUGCCGCAGUUUUCUAAGGCUAGCCUUGAUAAGAAAAUGGCCUCUCCCAAACACUGUGUCCUCACUCGUCCCAAAGGGACCCCUCCUCUGCCACCAGUGAGAAAGUCAAGCUUGGAUCAGAAGAACAGAGCCAGCCCCCAGCACAGCGCAGCCAGCAGCACCACGAGCAGUCCCUCCAGCCAGCCUGGGUCCUUCCUGGCCAGCUUCCCCGAGGAGCUGAAUGCCAAACAGAAGGGCCUUGGCAUCGACAACAGUAGCAACAACAGCAGCAGCAAGCUCUUCAGUGCCAAACUGGAGCAGCUCGCCAGCAGGACUAACUCCCUUGGGAGGUCCACAGGAAGCCACUAUGAAUGUUUGUCGCUGGAAAGAGCGGAAAGCCUGUCCUCUGUGAGCUCCAAACUGAGUCCUGGCAAAGACACCACCAUGCCUAGGGCUGGAAGGAGCCUCAGCCGCAGUGUUAUGUCCUCACCCACCAACUCGGGCCUCUCCCAGUCUGCAGGUGCCUCCCCGAAAGCCAGCCAGUCGAAGAUCUCUGCAGUCAGCAAGCUCCUGCUGGCGAGUCCCAAGGCCCGCAGCCUAUCUGCCUCUGCCACCAAAACGCUCAGCUUCUCGACCAAGUCUCUGCCUCAGUCUGUAGGGCAGAGCUCCAGUUUGCCUCCAAGUGGGAAGAACAUGUCCUGGUCAACGCAGUCCCUCAGCAGAAAUCGGGGCUCCAGCCUUGCUUCCAAAUUGCCCCUUCGGGCUGUCAAUGGUCGGAUUUCAGAGCUGCUCCAAGGGAGUGCCAGUGCCAGAGGCUUACAGCCGCGGGGAAACUCAGAGGCAGAUGAGCGUGGGGGCCUUCCUGGAGAUGAGAAGCCAACUGUUCACAUGCUGCCUUCACCUUACAGCAAGAUCACCCCUCCUCGGAAACCUCACCGCUGCAGUAGUGGUCACGGGAGUGACAACAGCAGUGUCCUGAGUGGGGAGCUGCCCCCCGCCAUGGGGAAAACAGCCCUGUUCUACCACAGUGGGGGGAGCAGUGGCUACGAGAGCAUGAUGAGGGACAGCGAGGCGACGGGAAGCGCCUCUUCAGCACAAGACUCCAUGAGCGAAAACAGCAGCUCUGCAAGCGGCAGGUGCCGAAGUCUCAAAAAUCCAAAGAAACGAUCAAAUACAGGUUCACAGAGACGGAGGCUUAUUCCAGCUUUAUCACUUGAUACCACCUCCCCAGCAAGGAAGCCUGCCAACAGCCCCGGGGUCCGCUGGGUGGAUGGGCCCCUGCGAAGUGGGCAGAGGGGGCUGGGGGAGCCCUUUGAGAUCAAAGUCUAUGAGAUAGAUGAUGUGGAGAGGCUCCAGCGGCGACGAGGUGGGGACAGCAAGGAGGUGAUAUGUUUCAAUGCCAAGCUGAAAAUCCUGGAACAUCGCCAGCAGAGAAUUGCUGAGGUCAAGGCCAAAUAUGAGUGGUUGAUGAGAGAACUGGAGGUGACCAAACAGUACCUGAUGCUGGAUCCUAAUAAAUGGCUCAGUGAAUUUGAUCUGGAGCAGGUAUUUGAGCUGGAUUCUCUGGAAUACCUGGAGGCUCUGGAAUGUGUGACCGAGCGUUUGGAAAACCGUGUCAAUUUCUGCAAGGCCCAUCUCAUGAUGAUCACCUGUUUCGACAUCACCUCUAGACGCCGAUAAAGUAUGAACCUCAAGAGAAUUUCAAUGCGCAUCUCUGCCAUCCUCCUUUUCCCUUCUGAAUAGCAUCCCAAAGACAACAGAAUGAGGAUGAAGGUUGGAGUCAAGUCUCAACUGUGUGUAUGAGAGAUUUGCUAUACUAUACAGAAGAGUAGUAUUAAAAAAGCAGGACAAGCAUGAAAAAUGGAGAUAUAAGGCUGUUGAUUCUCUUAUCCUAAAAGAGCACUUUGAGGAACCUUUAAGGACAUGUCUGUAAAUAAGAACUGCUGGCAGAAGACACUUCUUUCCCUGCAUUAGCGGAGGGAGGAGGAAAGGUGGUUGUCGGACUUCCAUUGAGAGGUUCAUUAAAAGAAAACCUAUCCAGAAAAACUGUUUAAGUGCCUUGCAAAUCUUUAUUAUCCAAACAUUUAUGUUCAUACUUUAUUGUGUACAGAUGGUGCUA
Messenger RNA from Charadrius vociferus (killdeer), 6457 nucleotides. RefSeq names its product kinesin family member 26B (gene KIF26B). The record is from RefSeq and is a predicted model, not a curated record. The transcript has 14 exons. The coding region runs from base 1 to 6018 and encodes 2005 amino acids. Lineage: Eukaryota; Metazoa; Chordata; Aves; Charadriiformes; Charadriidae. Gene Ontology annotation, molecular function: microtubule binding; ATP binding; microtubule motor activity. Gene Ontology annotation, biological process: microtubule-based movement.